Cynoglossus semilaevis (tongue sole) is the source of this 704-nucleotide messenger RNA. RefSeq names its product ubiquinol-cytochrome c reductase complex assembly factor 3 (gene uqcc3). The transcript is spliced from 2 exons. Lineage: Eukaryota; Metazoa; Chordata; Actinopteri; Pleuronectiformes; Cynoglossidae. The coding region runs from base 148 to 414 and encodes 88 amino acids. Gene Ontology annotation, biological process: mitochondrial respiratory chain complex III assembly. The record is from RefSeq and is a predicted model, not a curated record.
AAGAAGAAAUCCCAUCAUGCUUUGCAACAGAAGCGUUUCAUCCUGUUAUUCAACUUGUCUUGUCGUAUCUGCUUCCUGCGUUUCUAAAGGUGGUUUCCGCGGGACGGGCACGGUGUUCUGGUCGGUAAUGUGCGUCCAGACUCCAGAAUGAGCGGCGUGCGGAGAAUCGUGAGCUACGCGUACAUGAUCGUUAUAGUAGGAGCUGGCUUGGGGACGUGGGCUCUGAUCUCUCCAGGAGAAGAAAAGCGUAAAGAGCAACUGAAGAACCUUCCUGGAUCAAAGCAAACACAAGAGGAGGCCAAGAGAAGAAAUGCUCUGGUGAUGCAGGCUCUCAAGGAUGCAGCUAAUAUUAAUGACAACAUUUCACGUAGUAGUCAAAGAAAACCCAAAGUAGACAAAAACACUGCUGUUUAGCACACAGAACCUCCUCAAAGCCUCUUCAAAUGAACAAGAGACAUCCGUCAUGUUUGUAUUUAAAAUGUUUGGUUCUGUAGUGUAGUGGUUAGUACGCCUGCCUCGGAAGCAGAGAGCAGAGUCCAGGGUUAUAUUCCCAGAGGUACCACAUGCUUGAUAAUGUUAAUCCUCCUCUGUAAGUCGCUUUGGAUAGAAGCGUCUGGUAGAAGCAUAAAGGUAAAUGUUUGCUUUUCAUGUGGCAAUAAUUCACCGUGGGAUAUUAUGAUCUAUUAAAAUGCUUAAACUCAACA